AUGACGCACGCGGCUUCCAUCAUCUGGGCAGAGAUUGGCACCGAAUUCAGCGUCAUUGCACCUGACCGGAAUCUCUCCAUUCCAUGCGAGGCCCGCUUCAACGAUAUCGGUGUCCAGCAGCUGAGCAACAGCCUUUACAAGCAGCUGUUCCCUGAUGAAAACCCCGCCCCGCCUACCCCCGAGCUUAUCGAGCUUGCGCGCGACCACCUCCGCCGCCACGAUCUUCUCGACAAAAACACAGAUAAAACCCCCCCGGUCGCCUUCAAGCUACCUCCCCUCCACGGCAAGACUCUCGAUGAGCAUUUCCACAAGCUAGGUGUCGACGCUGCGGAACCAUUCUUGGGACACGCGAAGCAGCUGGCUAGGUCGACGCUGCCGCCGAAGCCGAGAUCAUGGGUACGUCGUAGCGGAUGGACCAAGUACUACCCGGACGGCCGCAGCGAACAGGUCGAUGCGCCAGAAGGGAACAUGCUCGUCUUCGACACCGAGGUUAUGUGGAAGGAUAAUCCAUAUGCGGUCAUGGCCUGCGCAGGCACACCCGAGGCGUGGUACGCAUGGCUGUCGCCGUGGUUGCUCGGAGAGACCGAAAACAAACACCAGCUGGUGCCGCUGGGGGAUCCGACGAAGGAGAGGGUGAUCGUGGGGCAUAAUGUCGGAUUCGACCGAGCGAGGAUACUGGAGGAAUACGACCUGCAACAGACGCGGAAUUCAUUUCUCGACACCAUGUCCUUGCACGUCGCCGUCAACGGCAUGUGCUCGCAACAGCGGCCCACUUGGAUGAAACAUAAGAAAAACCGGGAGCUACGAGAUAAGAUCGGUAAGGAGGCUAGCAGCGUCGAACUGGUCGAGCUUCUCAACAACGGAGCCUUUACGUCUGAGGAGGAUGAGCUGUGGAUUGAGCGGAGCUCCAUCAACUCACUACGCGACGUCGCAAAGUUCCAUCUCGAUGUGUCGAUCGACAAGGAGCUCCGGAAUGCGUUUGGCGAGCUCGACCGGGACGGGGUGGUGGAACAGCUGGAAGAGCUCCUGACUUACUGCGCGGCAGAUGUCGCCAUCACACAUCGCGUCUACCAGGUUGUCUUUCCCAAUUUCCUCCACGUAUGCCCGCACCCCGUCAGCUUUGCCGCCCUUCGCCACCUCUCGUCCGUGAUUUUGCCCGUCAACAAGACGUGGGACUCCUACAUUGCGAAUGCGGAAGCGACCUAUCACAAACUCUCCGACGCUGUGCGAGAACGCCUGAUUCUCUUGGCGGAGAAGGCUACAGAAAUCAGGGCAGAGCCAGACAAGUGGAACAACGAUCCCUGGUUGAAACAGCUGGACUGGUCGGGACAGGAGAUCAAGAUGGUCAAGGGAAAAAAAAAGGGCGACCCGCCUCGGCCGGCCGCGAGGCAGAAGAAGCCGGGCAUGCCCAAGUGGUACAAGGACUUGUUUGCUAAAAGUGACGCGCCGAUAAGUAUCAGUGUCCGCACCAGGAUAGCGCCGCUGCUCCUUAGGUUAUCGUGGGAUGGGCAUCCGCUAUUCUGGUCGGACAAGCACGCUUGGACGUUUAGGGUACCCCGAGACGAGGCUAAGCAGUACACGGACCGACAGAUGGUCCCCUGCGACUUUGCCGAGGAGUCUAUCGUGGCCUUGAAGGAAGACAAUGACCACGUCUACUUCAAGCUGCCGCACAAGGAUGGCCCUACGGCCCGGUGUGGCGCCCCAAUGGCCAAGUCGUACCUCUCCUACUUUGAGAAGGGAACGUUGACGUCGGAGUAUCCGUACGCAAAGGAGGCGCUCGAAAUGAACGCCUCUUGCUCGUACUGGAUCAGUGCGCGGGAGAGGAUCAAGUCCCAAUUGGUGGUGUAUGAGGACACCCUACCGUCCGCCGCGGACAAGUCGGCCCAACCCAACGGGGAAUCAAAGGGUGACGAACCAGUCGGCGGCUUCAUCCUGCCCCAGAUCAUCCCCAUGGGCACCAUCACGCGCCGCGCUGUCGAAAACACGUGGCUGACAGCAUCCAACGCCAAGAAGAACCGUGUUGGUUCGGAGCUCAAGGCCAUGGUUCGGGCUCCGCCUGGCCAUGUCUUUGUCGGCGCUGAUGUGGACUCGGAGGAACUCUGGAUCGCCUCUGUGGUGGGCGAUUCCACCUUCAGACUCCACGGCGGCAACGCCAUCGGCUUCAUGACGCUCGAAGGCACCAAAGCUGCCGGGACCGAUCUCCACAGCCGGACCGCGUCCAUUCUGGGCAUCACCCGAAACGACGCCAAGGUGUUCAACUACGGACGCAUCUACGGCGCCGGCCUGAAGUUCGCCGGCCAGCUACUCCGCCAGUUCAACCCCAACCUCAGCGAGAAAGAGACACUAGAGAUUGCCACCAAGCUCUACGCCGCCACCAAGGGCACCAAGACCAACCGCAAGACCCUCUACAAGCGCAACUUCUGGCGCGGCGGCACCGAGUCGUUCGUCUUCAACAAGCUCGAGGAGUUCGCCGAGCAAGAACGCCCGCGCACCCCCGUCCUCGGCGCGGGCAUUACCGAGGCGCUUAAUAGCCGCUUCAUCCGCAAGGGGGGCUACCUCACGUCGCGCAUCAACUGGGCCAUCCAAUCCAGCGGCGUCGACUACCUGCACCUCCUGGUUGUCGCCAUGGACUACCUCAUACGGCGCUUCAACCUAGCCGCACGCCUCGCCAUCACCGUCCACGACGAGAUCCGCUAUCUCGUACAGGAUCACGACAAGUACCGCGCCGCCAUGGCGCUGCAGGUCGCCAACCUCUGGACGCGCACCAUGUUCGCCCAACAGGUCGGCAUCCACGACCUCCCCCAGAGCUGCGCCUUCUUCUCGGCCGUCGACAUCGACACGGUGCUGCGCAAGGAGGUCGACAUGGACUGCGUGACCCCAUCCAACCCAACCCCGAUCCCGCACGGCGAGAGCAUCGACAUCACGAGCCUGCUCGCCAAGGGCGACGCCGCGCACCUCGACGAAUCCAUCGUCCCGGACCCGGCCCGCGCCCCGCAGCUCGCCGCCAUCCCCUACACCCCGCGCGUGCCCGUCAUGGAGGAGCUCCGCGCCGCCGGCGCCGCCAACCCGGCCGCCGAGUCCCGCUUCAUCCGCGCCCAGAUCUGCAACACCGACCCCGAGCUCUUCGCCAUCCUCCGCGAGACCCGCCCCCCGCCCGUCGUCAAGAAGAAGCCCAUCCUCCCCUACCACGCCUCGCCCCGCCUCCUGCCCGUGCACGCCGGCCAGCAGGUGUCGGUUACCGAGGCGCUGGGUGCCACGCCGGGCCGCUUCCGGCCUGCUGCGCCGGGGUCCGCCGCGGCGGCGGCGGCGGCUGGGAAAUGGGGCGGGAAGUGGGAUUGGAAGACGGGGAAUGGUGCGUAUGGGGGUAGUAACGGAGGAGGGGGUCGUGGGAAUUUGGGGAGUCGCGUGUGA
Chaetomium fimeti is the source of this 3411-nucleotide messenger RNA. RefSeq names its product DNA polymerase family A-domain-containing protein. Bases 1 to 3411 code for a protein of 1136 amino acids. The transcript is spliced from 2 exons. Gene Ontology annotation, cellular component: gamma DNA polymerase complex; mitochondrion. The record is from RefSeq and is a predicted model, not a curated record. Lineage: Eukaryota; Fungi; Ascomycota; Sordariomycetes; Sordariales; Chaetomiaceae. Gene Ontology annotation, biological process: mitochondrial DNA replication. Gene Ontology annotation, molecular function: DNA binding; DNA-directed DNA polymerase activity; 3'-5' exonuclease activity.